AUGCUUUCGUCCUCGGCCUCUUCAUCGUCACCACCAUCAUCUUCGAUAUCUGACACUGAGGUGGCUAAAUUCAGUGAACUCUCCAAAACUUGGUGGGAUCCCAAAGAGAAUCCACUCAUUGGAAUGAACAGCAUUCGUGUGGGAUACAUCAUGGAUCAAAUGUCAACAGAGCGUUCUUUGAAGGGGAAACGAGCAUUAGAUGUUGGUUGUGGAGGAGGCCUAUUGUCAGAAUCUUUGGCACGAUUGGGUGCCAAGGUGACCGGAGUGGAACCUUCCCUAGCACUGGCCGAACAAGCCCGACUUCAUGCAGAACUGGAUCCUCGCACUCGUACCAUUGACUACCGCGGAGGAUGGACGGUGGAACAACUAGCCAUCGAAGUAGAACAAUCCGAUGCCGAAAAAUAUGAUAUGAUAUGUUGCUUAGAAGUAAUUGAGCAUGUGGCAGACGUGGAUUCCAUUCUUUCGUCCAUGCAACGACUCUUGAAACCCAAUGGAAAACUGUUCUUGUCCACGAUCAAUCGGACCACCAAAAGCAAAGCGGUGGCCAUUGUGGGCGCCGAAUAUAUCAUGCGAUAUUUACCAGUAGGGACACAUGAUUGGAAUCAGUUCAAGUCUCCCGAGGAAGUGCGGGCCUUGGUAGAAGCAAGUGGGCUGCAAGAAGUCGACGUUCAGGGAAUGAUACUGACAUCUCCCCCCUUUCAAGGCCGAUGGGAUUGGGCACUAUCGACAGACGAUACAGAUAUAAAUUGGAUUGGCACAUAUCGAUUGGCUUCUGGGGAAGAUGAUACUACAUCAUCCUCAAAUGAAUAG
This is a messenger RNA of Cylindrotheca closterium, 810 nucleotides long. The record is from the annotation of a GenBank genome assembly. NCBI's taxonomy places the organism in Eukaryota, Bacillariophyta, Bacillariophyceae, Bacillariales, Bacillariaceae.